Molecule: messenger RNA, 2627 nt
Organism: Drosophila hydei
Lineage: Eukaryota; Metazoa; Arthropoda; Insecta; Diptera; Drosophilidae
Product: protein teflon
Exons: 4
Coding region: 76-2493 (805 amino acids)
Biological process (GO): regulation of DNA-templated transcription
Molecular function (GO): RNA polymerase II cis-regulatory region sequence-specific DNA binding; DNA-binding transcription factor activity, RNA polymerase II-specific
Source: RefSeq, a predicted model, not a curated record
CCCGCGUUUUUCACUUCAGUUUGUUCUUCAGUUAUUGCUUUAAAAAUUAUCAAAAACAAAAUAUACAAAUAAAAAAUGAAUUGCUUUUUCAAUUCGCUUUCGGAAGGCUGUGUGAAUUUCGAAAAAUGCGGCGAUGUGAUCGUUUCACCGAAGGACAACAUGAUUGGGAUGUUUUGUCAUUUUUGUUCUGAUAUUUAUACAAAUCUGUCCGAGUUUCUUCAUCAUUUGCAAUGGAUGCACAACGAUGUCCUUAAGUUUACCGAAACGUACAAUGUCUAUAGCGUGGAAGAGUUAUUGUCAUCUGCCGACACACAAGUAGAUGUCCAAUCGCAAGCAAAUAGCAGCAGCAGCAGUGAUUCAGGAAUGCCAGCAGAUACUGCAGAUGCCACUGGCACAACCUGCUUGAACAACGGCAUCAGCUGUACCACACAAACCGAUGCAAUAGCGAGCAUCGCACUGAAUCAAAACAUUUUGAGUGCCUUAGCCAGCUAUGAAGUGGAUUACCAAGAAACAAAGGCCAGCAAGAAAACAAAUUCACCGAAAAAUGUUUUGCAGUGGAAUACAGAAGCUGAUAGUUGUUUACCGGUAGCUGAUCCAGUAACAGACGUCAUAGCCGAAGUGGAAGCCAUGCUGUUGAACUAUGAGCCACAAGCUGAUGAGAAAACAGCUCCCAAAAAGGCAAAAUUGCAGGUUGCAGAUGCUUCCGAUCAUAACUUGCAAUUGGAACAAAUGUUUCAAGCAGCUGGCUUGGUAGAUUUUGAGCUUUCCAAACCUGAUCCAGUGGACAUAACUGAAAAGCGGAAUUCAAAGCGUGGAAAACCACCAAUGGAAACCAUAAAACCUAAAGCUGAAAAGACAAAGUUGACUUGCGAUUAUAAGAGCUAUGCCAUAGCCCGGUCUGCCCGCAAGCGAGAGCAACAGCAGCGUAUGCAAAAUAUUAAGAAACGCAUAUUUAGCUCGCUGAAAAACGAUUCGCGUAGGCUACAUCGUGUACCAUUCAAGCCCGCGAACGAAAAUACUCUGAUUGAAGAAGACCUCCUUUUAAGAGCUCAAAGCGUGGCUAAGCAAAAGCAAUCUUUAAUUAAAGAUCAGCUUGUAAAAAUCAACCAACACAAACAAUUGUUGCCCACAAAAAUAAAGUGUAAACUUAACGCUAAGUCAACUCCUUCAGUCCAAGCUGAUGUAAACCGACUUAGAUCUGAUGAGAAGCUCACGAAGGAUUUCGAACUGGCUACACAAUCAAAGCCAAUGAAACCUAAAAGUAAUAAUCCAAUUAAAACGGAACAAAAAACAAGGCACAUCAAUGUGGACCACGAACAGAUCAACAUAUCAAAUCAGCACAGGGAAUCAAGUGCAGCUGUCACAAAGAAACUUGAAGAACUGCCAAAGCUAGAGAUAAACAAAACAUAUUCGCAAAUCCAACUAGGGAAGCUUAUACUAGGAUCUUCAGUAAGCAAAAUCAGCAGCAUAGAUAGGCCGCUUCAGAGAAGAGCUUCAAUAAGCGAAGGUAGUUCGCCAGUUCUAAAGGAAAGGCCAGCCAGGCGACCCUCUUGUUCAGAGCCAAGCAUUCGCAAAAGUGAGCUACAAUUUAAGCUGGAAACUACCGAUAACGAGAACAAAGAGUCUUCAAUUGUUCCAGUUGACACAAAAAGUAACAAAACGGAUCAAAAUAUACCUAACAGACUCUCACUGAAUUUCGAUUUGUCCGAAAGCGUGGUAGAGUUUCUCCAAAGCGACUUGAAAACUUCCUUCGUAGAUGCUGAUAGUUUGCUGGAAUUGGCGGAGGUUAACGAAUUGGAAUCCAGCAGUAAUGCCUCUGAAAAUGUACUUAAAGAAGUUACAAGCGAAAAGCAACAGCAACAGACACAGCUGAGAACUCAUACGGAUCUGACAGCAGAAAUUAAAUUCAACUCUGAAGCUAGGGAACUGCGCACGGAUUCAACUCUCCUAAGAGCAGUAGGCCUGUCCAUUAUAAAGUAUGCAGAUUAUGAGGAACUAAAACCCAUUGAAUUAAUCGAUACUAUUCGAGGAAAGGCAGCUAAAUUUGGCAAUAUGCUGAGAGUAUAUGGUACUGUUUGGAAUCCCAAAAGAUUUAAUGCACAAUGCACACAAAAGAUCCACAAGGAACUGCUCUUGCUCACAGAGGAAAUAAAUACCCAAUUUAAAAUCAAAUUAGAUGUCAGCGAAUUGAAGCGAAUUUUAAAUUUAAUUAAUGCCUGGCAUGCUCAUCAAAUCGAUCUUAAGUUCUUUAAAAAGGUCGCGCUGUCUGUCACAGUGGAUCAUUAUCUGCAGUUGUUCGCUUUUCUGCCCAAGAUAAAUCGCUGUGUGUACUAUUGCGAAUGGUGCGACGAAAGCAGCAGCAACAAAUCUCGCUAUGAGAAACAUCGUCUGACCCAUCUGUCCCGAUACGCCUGUCCACAUUGCCAGCGAGGUUUUAAGAAACAAGGCUAUCUGUUUAAUCAUUUACGCAUAGUACACGGCCGGGAUCAUUAGAGUUGUUCCAUAUACUAAACUGAGUAUUAAGUUUUCUAAUACUAGUUAAAUCUUAAUUUUUAUAUUUUUUAACAUAACUUGUAAUCUGUUUUGGAUUUAAUUAUAUAUCUAGUCUUUAAUUUCUAUAUCAAUGC